Messenger RNA from Morus notabilis, 1835 nucleotides. Its product is annotated as putative nitric oxide synthase. Bases 73 to 1779 code for a protein of 568 amino acids. The record is from RefSeq and is a predicted model, not a curated record. The transcript has 13 exons. Gene Ontology annotation, molecular function: GTPase activity; GTP binding. Lineage: Eukaryota; Viridiplantae; Streptophyta; Magnoliopsida; Rosales; Moraceae.
AGCUUGUAAAAUAUCCCUAGUCCCAACACCAAUACCCGCUUUUUAACCGCAAAACCUUCACAACGGUCAUUAAUGGCGCCCAAAACACUCUCAGCCUUUCUGUCUCCCCUAUCUUUCCCCCACAAUCCCACCAUUUUCAAUCCAAAUCUCCCACAAAUUCCCACAAAAAAACGUUCUCCCGUUUUCUGCAGGUUUUCGCAUCCCCAAAAGAACUACGACAAGUCGCCCGUCUCGGAAAUCGAUUUACCGGAGGGAACCGGAGCCGCCGCUCCGACCCCCGGCGAUCGGUUUCUCGAACGACACCGUUCGUUUGAGGCUGCAAAACUCAUUCUGAAAGAGAACAAGAAUAAUAAUAAUAAUAAGAAGAAAGAUAAGCCCUUGAAGGUCUCGACUGCCGUAGCUUGCUGUUAUGGCUGCGGAGCUCCGCUGCAGACUUCGGAAGUUGAUGCUCCGGGAUAUGUAGACCCUGAGACAUAUGCUUUGAAGAAGAAACACCGUCAGCUUAGACGUGUUCUUUGUGGGAGGUGCAAGCUUCUGUCUCAUGGGCACAUGAUAACUGCUGUGGGUGGAAAUGGAGGUUAUUCUGGCGGGAAACAGUUCAUCACCGCUGAACAGCUUCGUGAGAAGCUAUCCCAUUUGCGCUAUGAGAAAGCAUUGAUUGUUAAAUUGGUCGACAUUGUGGACUUCAAUGGUAGCUUUUUGGCUCGGAUUCGUGAUCUGGCUGGGGCAAAUCCUAUUAUACUUGUUGUUACUAAGGUUGAUCUGCUCCCAAAAGGGACUGAUUUAAAUUGCAUUGGCGAUUGGGUUGUGGAGGCCACUACAAAGAAGAAGCUAAACGUUUUGAGUGUUCAUCUUACAAGUUCAAAGUCUUUGGUCGGGAUAAGUGGAGUUGCGUCAGAGAUUCAAAAGGAGAAAAAGGGGCGGGAUGUUUACAUUCUGGGCUCAGCUAAUGUUGGGAAAUCAGCAUUUAUAACUGCUUUUCUAAAAUUAAUGGGUGAAAAGGAUCCGGUUGCUGCAGCAGCACAAAAAUACAAGCCAAUACAAUCUGCGGUUCCUGGAACUACACUAGGUCCAAUUCAGAUUAAUGCCUUCCUAAGUGGAGGGAACUUAUUUGACACGCCUGGAGUUCAUCUCCACCACAGACAAGCAGCAGUGGUUCAUGCAGAAGAUCUUCCGGCCCUUGCUCCUCAGAGUCGGCUUAGGGGUCAAUCCUUUCCUAAAUCUCGAAUCCUAGCAGAAAAUGGGACAACGGGCAACAAUUUGCCCAAUGGCUUGAACGGUCAUUCAUUGUUUUGGGGAGGUCUUGUCAGAAUAGACAUCUUGAAGGUUCUUCCAGAAACACGCUUAACAUUUUAUGGCCCCAAGAGUCUUCGGCUUCAUAUGGUUCCCACUGAUGAGGCAGAUGAAUUUUACCAGGUUAAAGCACUCGGAGUUCUACUGACGCCUCCAACUGGAAAACAACGAGCAGAUGAGUGGCGAGGGCUUGAAAUAGUGCGUGAAUUACCGAUAAAAUUUGAAGAUGCAGAAAGGCCGGCUUGUGAUGUGGCUAUAUCGGGUUUGGGAUGGAUUGCUGUGGAACCCAUGAGCAAGAUGUCAAGCAAUUCAGAUUCAAGUUCAGAAAAAACUGCGGGCGAACUGCAUUUAGUCGUACAUGUUCCGAGGCCGGUUGAGAUUUUCGUUAGGCCCCCAUUGCCAGUAGGCAAGUAUGGGGCAGAUUGGUACCAGUAUCGAGAGUUAACAGAGAAGGAAGAAGAAACAAGACCAAAAUGGAAUUUUUGAUCAUUGUUGAAUUGCGAUUCGUGUUUGACAUGUAUAUACUCAAUUUUGAUUCUUUU